AUGGAGACUCUAGAGGGCUCAGUUGAAAUGACUGCUGCUCAGUUCUACUUCAUGACUCUCUUGCCAGAGUCUGGAGGACCAGCAAAGGAACUAACCCAGGCCACUCUGUACCUCGCUUCCGGUAGCACCUCGUUGCUCCGGGAGCGGCUAUUGCCGCGUACGCAGUUUCCAUGGGAACUGAAGAUGGCACCGCGAGGUAAACGCUUGUCCUCCACGACCCUGGAAAUCCUGUUCUUUUUGAAUGGAUGGUAUUAUGCUACCUAUUUCCUGCUGGAACUCUUCAUAUUUCUGUACAAAGGUCUCCUGCUACCUUAUCCAACAGCCAACCUAGUACUGGAUGUGGUGAUGCUCCUCCUCUAUCUGGGGAUGGAAAUUAUUCGGCUGUUUUUUGGUUCAAAGGGAAACCUCUGCCAACGAAAGAUGCCACUUGUUAUUAGCGUGGCCUUGACCUUCCCAUCCGCCACGAUGGCCUCCUAUUACCUGUUGCUGCAGACCUACGUGCUCCGCCUGGAAGCCAUCAUGAAUGGCGUCUUGCUCGUCUUCUGUGGCUCAGAGCUGCUGCUGGAGGUGCUCACCCUGGCCGCUUUCUCCAGAGCGUCUUGGGUGAAGCACCCAAGCUCCUUGGGCUUCCAGCAGACCCUCGGCCCCUGCGCACUGUGUUCCCGGGAGUAG
Messenger RNA from Chrysochloris asiatica (Cape golden mole), 672 nucleotides. RefSeq names its product transmembrane protein 216 (gene TMEM216). NCBI's taxonomy places the organism in Eukaryota, Metazoa, Chordata, Mammalia, Afrosoricida, Chrysochloridae. Gene Ontology annotation, cellular component: ciliary transition zone. Gene Ontology annotation, biological process: non-motile cilium assembly. The transcript is spliced from 6 exons. Bases 1 to 672 code for a protein of 223 amino acids. The record is from RefSeq and is a predicted model, not a curated record.